AUGGGCACAUUUCAACGUCAGAGUCGACUGGUCACAAUGGUUGAGGAGAUCCCCAUUCUUGACUUUCUUUAUUUCUUCAAUCGUUUCUUGCGCGCAUACAAAGUGCUUACGCUAACCCCUUCGACACUCUCCUUGCAACUACUCAUUUUGGCAACAGUCGCUUUCCGCACAUUACGGAUGAUGGAAUAUUCAUGGGAGGCUUUUGGAAAACUUGUUGUGAUGGUGAAGGCUAUGGGUUUAAGCACAAGCUACAAAUCAGUGAACCUUUCUGACAAUGAAAAAUAUGAACACGCAUGCCUAAUGACGUGUGUGUUUAUGCUAGAUCGUUCACUUGCCGUUUCAUUUGGACGGCCUCCCCUUAUUAAGGAGGAAGAAUUUGAUCUAAAUCUCUUUCACAGCUAUUCUUCUUCGCAUAUAUAUGGCGAAUAUUCUGAGGUAUUUGAGAGCUUUGUUCGUUGCUACAUUAGCUUGACAUGCAUCCAAUCUCGGAUAAUAACGUUUUUUGAUUCGUUGUCGCUCAAUCCACCGCUGGAACAGGUUAUUCAAAACUUGUACACCAUCGAUUUCUCGUUGGAGUCCUGGUAUAAUUCCCUAACCUAUCCUUUACAACACACAGAAAAUGAUCCCAAGUUACAUGCUCACACCGUUAAGGUUAAAUAUCUUCAGCUUUUGUACAUAAGUGAGCGAUUGCUGCUUCAUCGGGUUCCUUUUAUUCACAAAGUUACACCGCCUUCUACAAUUAAUGGCCGACAAGUGGAGUCUAGUUACGAUAUAUGCAUGCAAAGUGCUCGUCAAGCUAUCAUGCAGCUUCGGAACAUAUGCCUUGAGACGAUACUGACCGUUCCACUGUUUCGAGAAACAGCGUUUAUUUGUUGCGUGGUCUUGUUUCUUGGACAUGCUUUGUAUCCAGACAGGGAACCUACGGAGCCCGAUAUUAAGCUUGUCAAGCUGAUGCAUGUAAUAUUCACCAUUCUUGGUCGGAGCUCUACAAGCCUGCGUGUUUCUUUUCUUGCAACCUAUUUGAAAAGGCUCAUUCGUUUAAUGGAAGAGCUGCCCGUUUCCUCGUCCUCAAAAGUGCCUAUAGAAAACACAUUGUCCAUGCUACAGGAUGGCGGCUCCCUUGACUUGAAAAGCAUUACAAUGCUAAAUACAGACUUUUCUGACUUCUCGAGUGCAUACUCUUUGGAUCAAACGCCUGUUGAUACGUAUCCCAAAGAUAUGCCAACCACACUUAACGAAUUUCCUGCCAACGUUAUGCUGCCUAAUGGUGGUAUAUGGUCCUCCUUUAAUUACUCAAGAGAGUAA
Messenger RNA from Schizosaccharomyces japonicus yFS275, 1305 nucleotides. RefSeq lists its product as hypothetical. The record is from RefSeq and is a predicted model, not a curated record. Bases 1 to 1305 code for a protein of 434 amino acids. Gene Ontology annotation, cellular component: nucleus. Lineage: Eukaryota; Fungi; Ascomycota; Schizosaccharomycetes; Schizosaccharomycetales; Schizosaccharomycetaceae. Gene Ontology annotation, molecular function: DNA-binding transcription factor activity; zinc ion binding; DNA binding. Gene Ontology annotation, biological process: DNA-templated transcription; regulation of DNA-templated transcription. The transcript has a single exon.